Messenger RNA from Colletotrichum karsti, 3027 nucleotides. RefSeq lists its product as uncharacterized. The record is from RefSeq and is a predicted model, not a curated record. Gene Ontology annotation, molecular function: catalytic activity; carbohydrate:proton symporter activity. The transcript has 7 exons. Gene Ontology annotation, cellular component: membrane. The coding region runs from base 1 to 3027 and encodes 1008 amino acids. Lineage: Eukaryota; Fungi; Ascomycota; Sordariomycetes; Glomerellales; Glomerellaceae. Gene Ontology annotation, biological process: transmembrane transport; carbohydrate transport.
AUGAAGAUCAUAUAUGACCGUGGAAGCCCAAAACAGCUAUUCGAACCGCAUUACGUCGUCCCCGAAAAGGAAUACACGGGCAAGGCCGUGGGCCUGCCGCCUAAGCACGAAAUCCCGAACAUUGACCUGGAAGUCAUGAACUAUCACGAUCCGAUGCUUGGCACAUUUCACUCAAAGUUCAUGAUUGUGGACCGUAAGAUCGGCAUCGUACAGAGCAACAAUAUUCAGGACAACGACAACAUGGAAAUGAUGGUUCAGGUUGAGGGUCCGAUCGUCGAUGGGUUGUAUGAUAUGGCACUAUUAACUUGGCAUAAAAAGCUCGAUCCGCCUCUUCCGUGCCUCGGAACACCAGCUGCUGAAGCCAAAUCAGGCAGUUUUGGCGAAAACCACGACUCCAUCUUCACACCGGAAGGAACGAUGAAAGGUCACAGGGUUGUGAUUGAUCCUGCGAAGAUCCCUCAGCGGACAGCUGCAUACGGUCCCGGGGCCGAUCGGCUAUCACCCAGCCAGAACACGUCUGCCAACACGGAAACGGUUUCCGCGGCCACCCACAGCAACGGGUUCCCAGAAACGCCAAACGGUUCCAACGGAGUGAAUGGCUCCAGUCUGUCUUCAACUGCCGGUAAUGGCAUCGCAGCUACCAACCAGGACCCCCAAUCAGGCAUACAAGGACAACAAAUUUCAGAACCACCAAGAGAUACACCGCUGCCAGAGCAUACGCAUAACGAUCCUCAUUAUGACACGGAUAUUGCUGGCGAGAUUGCGCGCGUGCAAUCAGCUGUUUCUGCGAGCCCCAACGAGACGCAAAUGCAAGCUGUCACCCGACACUUGAAUCACACCGUCAGCAAGGACUUCAAGGGAACAGCACCCGAGUGUCAACCCACAGAUGAGAUGACUCCCUACAUACCACAUCCAGCACACGAACCAUUCCCAAUCACACUAGUCAACAGGCAUCCUUACGGACCGCCAAACCAUCACUCAGUAUCAAACCCGCAGAAUGCCGCAUGGUUGUCAGCUCUUCGCAACGCGGAGAAGAAUGUUUUCAUCCAAACCCCAACACUUAAUGCGGAGCCGUUGGUGCCAGCCAUAAUUGAAGCUUGCGAGAGAGGCGUUGAUGUUUAUGCAUAUGUCUGUCUUGGUUAUAACGACGCGGGUGAAUUAUUGCCGAUGCAGGGAGGUCACAACGAAAUGAUCGCCGCUCAUCUGUACGAAAAGCUUUCUCAACCUGCACGACAACACCUACACUACUUCUGGUACGUGGGUAAAGACCAAAGCCGCCCCAUCAUCGCCGAGUCAAAGAAGCGCUCUUGCCACGUCAAACUCAUGAUCGUGGAUGAGUCAAUUGCGAUCGUGGGGUCUGGAAACCAAGACACUCAGAGCUGGUUCCACUCGCAGGAAGUCAACAUCAUGUUGGAGAGCCGUGAUGUGUGUAGGGCUUGGAUCGACGGGUUGAGGCGCAAUCAGAACACGCACCUAUACGACCACAACAGACUGGUGACCAAGCGUCAUCUUACCUCGAACUUGCUUCUGGUUACCAUGGUGCUUGGAACAAGUGUAUUCAGUUACGGAUUUGAAGGAACUGUUCUGAACACCAUUCAAGCCAUGACACCAUUCGAACGUGAAUUCGGCGAGUACCUCCCUGAAAAGAACAAGAUCGGGUUUACCUCCACCAAGCUAUCCUACUUGAACUCCUUACCACUCAUCGCGUUUGCCGUCGGCGUCAUCUUCGCUUCCCAGCUCGGCGAAUAUUAUGGCCGGAAGAUCGUUCUCAUCUGCACUAAUACCAUCUGUCUCAUCGGAAUCAUUGUCACCUUCACAUCUUCUACUUACGGUCAAGUCCUAUCGGGUCGCAUGAUAAUCAACUUUCACGUGGGCAUGGAGGCAUGGCUUAUCCCACUUCUGCAGGCUGAAUUUGCUCCGCCUGCCAUCAGAGGCGCCCUCGUGUCCGUUUACACUACAAAUAUUGUCCUUUCUGGGUUCAUAGCGUCCAUCAUCACGACUGAGACAAGCAAACUGAAGGAUGCCGGUUGCUGGAAGAUACCAGUGGGUUGUUGCCUCAUCUUUCCAACGCUGACGCUCUGCUUCGCCUGGCUCGUACCCGAAUCUCCUCGGUGGCUCUUGCGCAAAGGUGACCGUGUGAGAGCUGUCGACGUACUCAACUAUCUACACGGAGCAAGGAACGACUACGACUCGGAGAAGGAGGCGGAACUGCUACUCGAGUCUUUGAACCAGGCCAAAAGCAAGGGAAAGUGGUCUGACUUGGUAAAGGGGACAAACCGGCUUCGCAUAACUACCAGUGUAGUUGCAGCGGCAUUGGUUCAUCUGGGUGGACAGUCGUUUUCUAACCUCUACGGCACGAUUUUCAUGAAACAACUGAACGUCAUGGACCCCUUCGCAGCAACAAUGCUCAAAAAGGCUCUCCUCGUCAUUGCAUCUCUUGCGUAUAUGGCAGUCAUUGACCGAGCUGGUCGUCGCCCGGUUUUCUUAACCUUCGGCUUCAUCAUGGUGACAGCCUUUAUGAUUAUGGGUGGGCUCGGGACCAUGAGGCAGACUCGACCCAUCAGAUCAGGCUCAUUGGCCAUGAUGAUGAUCUUUCCAAUGGCAUACGUGGCAUCAUUUGGAUCAUCCCUGGCACUUCUAGGUUCCGAGAUCUUCAACACCUCCCUCCGAGAUAAGGCAGGUAUGGUAUUCUGGUCGGUGUCAAAUGUCUUCAAUUUCGCCGUCACCUUCACAAUACCCUAUAUCAUCCAGGAGCCAGGCAACCUUGGACCCAAGAUUGGAUUCGUGUUCGGUUCUCUGAGCGCGGCGGGUCUUGUUUGGGCAUACUUCUACCUACCCGAGCUAUCAAACAAGACAUUUGAGGAUGUCGACGAAAUGUUUGAGAUGAAAGUGUCGGCAAGGAGAUCAAGUCAUUGGAAAAGCAUACGCCUUUCAGCUCUUGAGGCUGAGCACGGUAACCUGCCAUCAGAUGACAGUAAGGACGGGCCAGCAACGGUCAACGUGUCUACAGAGACCAAGCCAGUUUGA